AUGAAGGUGGUCUCCACAUUACCCCCCCCUUUUUCGAGGCUUCUUCUUGUUUACUAGGCAAAAGAAGUCUUCUUGGGGUAACCGGAACACGACCGGCUGGCGGCGAGUACAACCACCUUUUUUUCCAACAAUCUUCUGUGCGGGUGUGCGGGUGCGCCACUUCCGCCACGCAUUGCCAGAAGUUUCGAGUUCGAUAGACAGUGCAUCGUUUUCUUGGCCCACCCACCGUUUUUCUCUUUUCCGUACUCCGGAAGAAAAUUAGGUGAGCAGCGGGUUUUGAACCCGUGUCUUUUUGCAACCAAAAGCAGGCACCUGACAUCUCUUCGUCGACGCCAUUGUGGAAAAGAGGAUUUCGUCCUCGACAGACAUUGGGGAGUUUCAACCUUUAUGAAGGUGGCAUUAACCUUAGGUAAGCUUGUGCUUACUUUGGACUGUACCCUCCUCAUCCUCUGGGGGAGGUAGAGGGGGGGGGGGCGCAUGGCCUCUAUUUUUCAGGGGGGGUUCGGGUACGGGUUGGGGGUCGGGUCUAUGUGUACUGCAUUAUCGAGUUGUCCCCUCACUAUAGCUACUGUGGAUUUUCACUAUACAGCUAUCCUCACUCAACGCAUCUAUGUGUCUGGCAAUCUCCAAUACAAAUCAACCUGUGAGGUUUCAGUAUGCAGCUUUCUUCACUCAAUGCGUCUAUGUACCCGGCAGUCGCGAACGUCACUCAACCCGUGAGGUCUCAAUAUGC
Ectocarpus sp. CCAP 1310/34 is the source of this 733-nucleotide messenger RNA. The record is from the annotation of a GenBank genome assembly. Lineage: Eukaryota; Phaeophyceae; Ectocarpales; Ectocarpaceae.